Emiliania huxleyi CCMP1516 is the source of this 957-nucleotide messenger RNA. Its product is annotated as zinc finger-containing protein. The record is from RefSeq and is a predicted model, not a curated record. The transcript has 2 exons. Gene Ontology annotation, molecular function: ubiquitin binding. Bases 1 to 957 code for a protein of 318 amino acids. Lineage: Eukaryota; Haptophyta; Isochrysidales; Noelaerhabdaceae.
AUGGUGCCCCCCGGGACCCCCCGCCGCCUGACGACGCACCUCAACUUCCUGCGCGCCGACUCGAACCUGCAGCGCCGCUUCCGCGACGCCAGCCCGGAAGAGCUCGCGUCCCUCGGCGACUGCUGCGCCAUCUGCCGCGAGAACCUCGACACGGCAAAGGUGCUGCCGUGCGGCCACUACUUUCACUACCGCUGCCUCCGUGCCUGGCUCGAGCAGUCGCAUUCGUGCCCCAUCUGCCGCGCCUCCCUCGCCACGCCACCGCCGCCGCCUCCUGCCUCGCCUGCACGCGCCCCAGCCCCUCGCGCCGCCGCCGCGGGCUCGGCUGCUGGUGGAGAGGCCAACGCGGGCGCAGGCGGAGGCGGCAGCGUUGGCGGCGGCGUCGCGGAGGUCGAGGCGGCGGCGCGAGUGGGCGAUGAUGGCGGCGGCGGGUCGUUGGGUGGCAGGGGCGGCGGAGGCGGCGCCGCCGCCCCGGACGGCGGCGAGCCAGAGGCGGAGGAGCAGGAGGAGGAGACGUAUCUCCUCUUCUCGUCCGACCUCUGGUCGUGGCCCUCGUGGCUGCCGCGGCUGCAUCUCGAGGUGGUGCGCUCCAGAGGAGACUUCGAGCGGACGGCGCGGCCGGCGGCGAGCGGGGGCAACGGAAGGGCGAGAGAGCAGCCGCAACGGCAGCCGCCAACGCCGACGCCGCUGCUGCAGCGCCAGCCGCAGCAGCCGCAGCAGCCGCAGCAGCCGCAGCAGCCGCAGCAGCCGCAGCAGCCGCAGCAGCCGCAGCAGCCGCAGCAGCCGCAGCAGCCGCAGCAGCCGCAGCAGCCGCAGCAGCCGCAGCAACCGCAGCAACCGCAGCAGCCGCUUGAGACAUUGCGUGAGAUGUUUCCGCACGUCAGCGAGGGGGGGCUGCGCCGCGCGCUCCUCCGCUCCGCCUCGCUCGACGCAGCGGUCGAGCAGCUCCUCGAAGCUUGA